Ustilaginoidea virens is the source of this 705-nucleotide messenger RNA. RefSeq lists its product as uncharacterized. Gene Ontology annotation, cellular component: membrane. Lineage: Eukaryota; Fungi; Ascomycota; Sordariomycetes; Hypocreales; Clavicipitaceae. Gene Ontology annotation, biological process: mitochondrial electron transport, ubiquinol to cytochrome c. The coding region runs from base 1 to 705 and encodes 234 amino acids. The record is from RefSeq and is a predicted model, not a curated record. Gene Ontology annotation, molecular function: 2 iron, 2 sulfur cluster binding; quinol-cytochrome-c reductase activity. The transcript is spliced from 4 exons.
AUGGCGUCCCUCACGUCCGCACCCAGGCUAUGCCUGCGCUCAAUUGCAAAACCCCUUGGCCCCGCGGUGCGCUCCCUCAGCUGCUCCGCCGUGCGAUCAGACAGCGGCACGUCUUCCUAUCAGAGCCCUUUCAAGAUGGGGUCCGAUAAGGGUAGUUCGAUCCCGGACUUUGGGAAAUACAUGUCUAGCAGCAAGGGCGAGAACAAGAACAAGCUCUUUUCCUACUUCAUGGUCGGCACCAUGGGUGCUUUGUCCGCUGCCGGAGCCAAGAGCACUGUUCAGGAGUUCCUCGUCAACAUGUCUGCCUCGGCUGAUGUCCUGGCCAUGGCCAAGGUUGAGGUAGACCUGAACGCUAUUCCCGAGGGCAAGAACGUCAUCAUCAAGUGGCGCGGCAAACCCGUCUUCAUCCGUCACCGAACGCAGGACGAGAUUGACGCAGCCAACAAGGUCAACGUUUCUAGCCUGCGCGACCCCCAGACCGAUGACGAGCGUGUCAAGCAGCCUGAGUGGCUUGUUAUGUUGGGUGUGUGCACUCACCUUGGUUGUGUUCCUAUCGGUGAAGCCGGCGACUUUGGCGGCUGGUUCUGUCCCUGCCAUGGUUCGCACUACGAUAUUUCUGGCCGCAUACGAAAAGGCCCUGCCCCGCUCAAUCUCGAGAUUCCCGAAUACGACUUCCCUGAAGAAGGCAAGCUAGUCAUUGGUUAA